AUGUUGCGCAGAUUCCGAGCUGUUUCCGAAAUCCUUUCACGAAUGAGAGUGGUCGGUAUAUCUCUUGUUUGCCUAUCAGCCCUCCGAUCUACGGAACUUGGUGGUGUCCACGGCCGGCUCGACGGCAGCGGCCGACGAAGGACCAGGGGGGGCAUCUGGGCUGCGACCUGUAUCUUUUCCUCAAGCGCCUGCGGCGGCAUUGAUCACGGAUACCGAUGGACGGACCGACUGACAAAUGAACCCCCAACACGAGAUCCGCUCAGCAGAAGGACGCAGGUUGACUGCGGUCUGCUCCGCGAGAGCGGUGUUCCAGGCGCGACGCACGUCGCAACUGCAAGCAAUACGGGCUUUACUGGAAGGCUAACCAAUGGCGGGCAGCACCGAGCACAUGCAGACAGGGAGCGGCGCAACAGCAGAGAGACGGGAUAG
This is a messenger RNA of Colletotrichum paranaense, 429 nucleotides long. RefSeq lists its product as uncharacterized. The record is from RefSeq and is a predicted model, not a curated record. NCBI's taxonomy places the organism in Eukaryota, Fungi, Ascomycota, Sordariomycetes, Glomerellales, Glomerellaceae. The transcript has a single exon. The coding region runs from base 1 to 429 and encodes 142 amino acids.